UGUUGCAGAUAUAGGUACCUAAUCAAUUAUUUGCGCGUAAAGCGAAUUUAUAAGUAAUUUUUUCAUAACUUUUGUAUUAAAUGGAAAAAAUAGAUUAUACACAAUGGAGUUAACACAACGCCUCGAAUGCACACAAGAACUUUAUUCAAAUAAUUGUGCAAAAUCUGUUCCAGAGCAGAUUGGCUUUCUAGGUAUUUGCGGCAGUAAAUAUCCACUUAAAAAGGGGCCGAAUAAAAUAGGCAGGGAUCCAGAAACAUGCAAUAUUGUGCUUAAUUUGAAUUCAAUAUCAAGGCAGCAUGCUGUUAUUAACAUUCUAAACAGCAGAGAUUUUAUGCUUAUGGAUUUGGACUCUGCAAAUAAAACUAAACUAUCAGAUAAAAUAUUACAGCCAUAUAUACCACAGCUCUUGAAAAAUGGGGAUAUGGUUCAAUUUGGAGAUGUUUUUGGAGUGUUUAGACUGCUCCAGGAAGAGAAUGACCUGCCAAUGACCCAGGCAAUGGAUAUACCUGAAACACCUGUGCAUAACCGUCAUAUAUCAAAGCUCAAUGUACAUGCUACAACUAUACCUGAGUCUCCAGAAGUUAGUGACAAGGAUGAUUCAUACAUUGCAACAUCACAACAAAAACCAAAGAAUGUAUUUAAAAGUCCAAAUAACAAUUUUCUUAAGGCGUCGGGAAAAACCAUAGCAAUAAAACCUGUUGGUACAAAUAAAAUAGAUAAUGUUUUUUGGAGUUCCUCUAAAAAAUCGGAUUCUUUCAGUACACAAACAAAUAUUUCUGGUGAUCUUGAUGAUUCAGUUGAAUUAACACAAAAUUCUCAGAGUUUUGCAAAUGAGAAAAGCAUUCAUGAAAUGGAAACACAAAAUCCAUUUGCCAACCAAAUUGAAAGUAUAAAUUCUCUCUACAAUGCUUAUAAUGAACUUUUUAAUCGAUCUUCUCCUAACAUUUAUGAAAUGGAAACACAGUUGCCUAUAGUAGAAUAUUUGCCAGAAGAAUGCAAAAUACAUGUUCAAGAAAACCUACAAAUAAAUAUUAAUACAGAUAAUAAGGAAAAUGAUGAUUUUUAUAUACACAACGCAGAAACGCAAGUACUACGUGCUGACAAACCAUCGUUAUCUAAAGAUAAAAUAAUAAGUCCAGAAUCAAAGUUGACAGUUGAUGUAAAAGAUAUAGCACCGAUAGUGAACGAAAAUGUAGCUAACGAAUCCAAGUUAUCAAGUCCAAAAAGUGUUUCGGAUGACAUAAUAUUAUUUGACGAAAUCGAUUGUCAACCGCUGGAAGAUAAUAUUGAAUCCCAACAAUUAUUGUUGUCGCCAAUAUUAAAAAAUCGCAAGCAAACAAAUGAUGAUGAUGAUGAUCAAACUAUUCCACAAUCCCAAAUAAAUUUUGUUCCUCAAAAAAGAACGAAUCGGAUAGAAUCUGAUAGUUCAACAGAUUGUGAAGAUAUAAAUGUUGCUGCUACUCAACUAAUAUCAAAAGUUAAGAACACUGAUGAAAAUUUAACAGACUGUGAAGACGAAACUGACGCUAUUUUAAUAGAAACAAAUAAGAGUAAAAGAAAAUCACCGGAUAUAGAUGAAGAUUCUACUGAUUGUGAAGAUUUUCAUGAGGAUGACUUGAUUGAACCUAAUAAAGUGGUAGACAAAGAAAAUAUUGAAGAUCUACCUACGCAAGUGUUAGGAGAUGCGACAGUUAAAAAAGUAACGACAAAAAUGAUCAGUAAACAUGAAAAUUUUGAAGACUUACCAACACAAAUUGUUGAAGAAAAUAUAAAUAGAGACAGUGAACUCAAGACCAAUUUCCCUGAUUUACUGACGCAGGUAUUAGUUGUUGAGCCUGAAAAAGCUACUUGUCUUGAAGAAGCUUUAACCCAAAAAAAAUAUUCGGAUGAAAUCGUACAAUUUAAAAUGCCUUUUAAAUCUCCAGUUAAAAUAAAAAAGAAGGUAGACACUAAUAUAACACCUAGUAAAAGUAAUGCUGUCACUGAAAUUGAAGAUGAUGAUGAUGAGAAAUAUUAUGCAGCUACUCAAGAGUUAUUUGAUGACUUAUGUUCACAAAGGCCUGCAUCUCCAGAUGUUAAAAUUGUAAAUAUUGACAAAAAUCAAUCUAUGAGAGAUAAAAUAAAUGGUGUCCAGACUAUCCGAACGUCAUCAAGUGGAAGUAGCGAUGUUGAAGAAAAAAUAACAGAGUAUGUUUCUAAUUUAACAUCUUCACAAAUAGAAGACGUAGUUGGAGUACAAAAAGAUGAUAUUGUUUUAAAAAAAAUGCCCAGUGAUGGUUCAGACGUUGUUGCUACGCCGAAAAAGAUAAAUUGUAUAUCACUAUUAGAAACAGAUUUGCCUAACACGCAAGAAAUAAAAACUGGUAUCUCGCUAGUUCGUCAUUCCGAUACGGAAUCAUUUACUGACAACUAUAGUGAUUCAGAAAGGGAUUCGGAAAGAGAUUCUCCAAUAAAGUUUAAACAUAAAUCGAAAGUUAUACAAAAAAUUAGGAUUAAUCUUUCAGACAAGUUUGACCCUGAAACUAUACCUGUAAGAACCAGUAUUCGAAUAAGAAAACCAACAACAAAAAUACAAAACUGUGAUGAAUCUUUUCAACUUAUAGCUGACAAAAUAUUAAAGCCUGUAUCGAUUAAAAAGCAAGAUGUAACAGUUAAGAAACAACAUGCGAAAGAAAAUACAGGUAAGCACAGGAAGGAAAAAUCAAACAGAAGUAAAAUUGAAGACCCUGAUCAGCCGAAUACAAGCAAAAGCAGCGCGCCAGGUUGUCAUGGUGCUAAAAAGAACUACCAUAAAAAUACAGAAAUAGACGAUUCUAAUAAAAAACAGUCCAAGAGAGGUAGAAAAGCCAAACAAAAUGACGAGACAAUGAUCAAUAAAGAAAUACCCAAAAUGACUGAAACUGCCACAGAUGAGUGUAAUUCAAAUAAUACAGGAAGAAGAUCACGCAUCAAACAUAAACAAGAAGAAACUCGAAAGAAGACAUCUAGGAAUAAAGGAUCCAAAACACCUGAAGAAGAAAUAUCUACUUUAGACAUCAAAAAUAAAAACAAUGCAAAAUUGACCAAACAAUUACCCGUAUUCUCUGAAAAUGAAAAUAAAACAACAAUCACUAAGGAAAGAUCUAAAUCUCCAGAAAUGGGCAUAAAAAAGAAACCUUCUACUAGAGAAAGGUUUAAGUCCCCGGAACACGAACGGAAAAGAAAAACUUCCAAGGAGAAUUCCAGAUCUCCAGAAAUAGGAAUAAAGAAAAAAUCUAUUAAACCAAGAUCUAGGUCCUCGGACGAGGAAACGAAAAAAAAUACUUCGAAGGAAACAGGAAAAAAUUUAAAAACAAGUGAGAAAUCUGUAACUCUUAAGUCUGAAGAAACGAAAAUUAGACGUAGUAAAAGAAACAGGACUAAGAAAUCGGCAGAACCAGUUAAUAUUUCUGAACCGAAGCCAGCAAAACACGAACAAAGUAGAGUCUAUAGUACUGUCAGUAUAAUGUCAUCGGACUCUAGCACAGAUUCGCCCAAUAAACUAAAAAGGCCAGCAACAGGCGACCUAGAUUUGCCCAACGCGAAGAAACCUAGGAGCGGUGUUAAGUCAAUACUAAGAGCGACACCAGCCAGGAAACCAAAAACUCAGUACGUUUUGUUCACUGCAUUCGCCUGUGAUGAAGUGAAAGAAAAAUUGGAGAAAUUAGGUGCCAUAAUAGUAUCAGACGUGAUGACCUGCACAGUUGUGUUGACAAUGCAGAUCAAGCGAACGUUCAAGUUGCUGUGCGCCGUUGGCCUUGGGAAGCCAAUUGUUGGGCCAAAUUGGGUCCAAGCUUGUGCUGACACAAACAUGGUUGUUGAUCCGUGGCUGUACCUACUGCAAGAUGAAGUAACCGAGAGGAGGUUUAAAUUCAACUUGCAACAGUCGCUUGUGGGGAGAAGGGAAUUUCUAAAGGGUUACAACUUGUCAUCUACGCCCAGUGUGAUGCCCAGUACGCCAGAAAUGAAACUGAUUGUGGAAUGUUCUGGCGGUAAAUGGAAGGAAGGCGGACCGCGGUGGAUAUGCGUGUCUACGAAGGCCGACCGAGCGCUUUGGCCGGGACUCAAACGGAAGGGCGCGGUCGUUGUCUCCACGGAAUUCAUUUUAGGAGGUGUUAUGAGACAAACCAUAGAUAUAGAAAAGAAUAUGCUGUAAAAUACCUGUUUUUGCAGUAUGUAUUUUUUGUAAGUGGCCAUUGUGAAACUGUCAGCUUACUGUCAGCCGCUGUCACUGUGACAGUACUGUGUGAGAUGACAGGUCCAUUUAAUCCUGUUGCUAUGAAAAAGGUUGAUCCAUAAAUUCUAUCUGCAAUAGUAAAAGGAGCUUCUAUAUAUUCAUAGGCUUGUGAAGUAUAGUAAAAUAAAUUCCCAAAAUAAUAGUAAUUAAUAAUCUUUGAGUAGUUUGAGAAAAGUUAUUAUCUAUAAGUCUAUGACCUGUCAUC
This is a messenger RNA of Pararge aegeria (speckled wood butterfly), 4460 nucleotides long. RefSeq names its product mediator of DNA damage checkpoint protein 1-like. Bases 104 to 4174 code for a protein of 1356 amino acids. Gene Ontology annotation, cellular component: MLL3/4 complex. The transcript has 8 exons. The record is from RefSeq and is a predicted model, not a curated record. Lineage: Eukaryota; Metazoa; Arthropoda; Insecta; Lepidoptera; Nymphalidae. Gene Ontology annotation, molecular function: protein binding.